Saccoglossus kowalevskii is the source of this 2433-nucleotide messenger RNA. Its product is annotated as SHC SH2 domain-binding protein 1-like. The record is from RefSeq and is a predicted model, not a curated record. Gene Ontology annotation, biological process: spermatogenesis; male meiosis cytokinesis. Lineage: Eukaryota; Metazoa; Hemichordata; Enteropneusta; Harrimaniidae.
GUAUUUGAUGUGAGACCCACUGGUUUUAAAGCUGACAUCAGACCAAUAUAUCCUGUGCAGUGUGUUCCGAAAGAGACAAACAUAGAUGAUAUUGUAACAUUCCUAGUCAAGAAUGAUUAUUUAGUAGCUCUGAUUGAAUUGUAUCCGGUGUUUGAUGAGACUGGGGACUUCUAUAAAACUGCACUUGCCAUCGAGCAUUUACGAUUCUAUUUCAAUCACAUAUGGCGUGGCUGGGAUGAUGAGGAGGAAGAUGAUUUCAUCUAUGUUGAUCGGCAUCUUGAACCAAGACUCAAAUUGUAUUAUGACAUGCAGAGUGGAACACUGGCUACUGAGACAGUUAAGAAAUACACAGCAAAGCUGGAAGAGUACAAGGUCCUCUAUGCUGAGUUGACAAAGAUGAGAAAUGAGCUUGACUGCAGUGACUCUGAGCAUGACAUUUCUGAGUCAAGUUUGAUGGAGUUGACAUUAAAAUAUCAACGGAUAAAAUCCUAUGAACAGUCACUACAAGUUAUGGAGAAUCCAAUGAUGAGGUUAAUGAUUAGUCAUCAUGAAUCGUUUAAUGGUAGUAUGCCUGGUCAGAGUAAAGGACCCAGACCUGAUGGUAGUGUCAUUACUCAUAUUGUAACUGAGAGACUUACAGUGGGCAUGUUACAGGACCUGCCUUCAGACACCAUAAUAAAGGAGUAUGAGACACCAUCGUGUGCAUUGUGUAGCUGUUUUGAUGGUGAUACAGUACUUAUAUAUCCUGGAAAUUAUCCAGCAGAUGGAUUCUAUGAUCUUCAAGACUCUAUUACAAUCAUGGGUAUUGAUGACAUUAUUAUUGAUUGUGGACAAGGUGGUGACAUCUCGGUAGACUGUCAUGCAACUGUGUUAACUAUUGCUAAUCUGACAUUUGUACAGCAUGGCACUGAUGAAGGCAUCCUGUGUGUUCGCCAUGGAAUGACAACACUGGACAAUUGUCUAUUUCAGUGUGAUGCGCGAGGUGUUGUCGUGAGACGAGGGGCAGAAUUGACAAUGAAGAAAUGUGAAGUUCAAGGUGCAAAGAGUGCUGGUGUAACUGUGCAUGAUGGUAGUAUUGCUGUAUUGAAUUCUAACAAUAUACAUCACUGUGGUACACAAGUAACGGAAGACUGUGACAACUCAGAAGGAGGAAUUCUCAUAAAAGCCUGCCCAUCAGAAGAUAACAAACCAAAAGUGAAAUUAACAGGGAACCAAAUCCAUCAUAAUUCUGGUUAUGGAAUCACUGUUAUGCAUACUAUGGAGACAAUUGAUACUGAUAUGGAUGGGAAAGAUGUGGAAGUUUUAAAAGGAGUCAAUAUUGAGAAUGUGGACAAUAAUAUUUAUGACAAUUCAAGUGGUUGCAUUGGUGCACUCAAAAUUGAAUGAAAAACAAAAGAUUACUACAGUCAUCUGAAAAAUGUAUAUUAAAAAUUAUAUCAAAUUAUAUAAAUUGUAUCUAUAAAGUGUAUUCUUGCAUUCAAAGCAUGACGUUCGACGUUUGAGAAAAUUAUCAUUGGACGACUGUGUAGAACUGAUUGCAGUAGAACUCUUAGAGGCGCUAUGAGAGUAAAUCUUAGUCCGGAUAAUAUUAUUAGUUUUUUUUUUUUUCUGUCUUGUUAAAGUACAUACGUGUAUUGUUUUCAGUAAAUACAGUAUAGUCUUAGAACAUACUAAUUUCAUUUACAAAUUCAUUACUGCAGUGUAUUCAUAUUAUUUUAGUCCUCCUAUUUACCAAUUUGUAGAUGGAGAAUUCCAUUCUUUAUAGUGGAAGAUGUCACAGUAACUUGAUAACCAGCGUUUCUCACCAUAUCCUCUGCAGCUUGUUGCUAGGUUGAAUAAGAUUUGUUCUUUAAAAUUCUUUUUUAAAUAGGACUAGAACAGCAUGCAUUAUAAACUGAUAUUUUUGGUACAUACCUGUACGCUUGCAAAAGCAACCGAAUCCAAUAUGCUCAUAAACAAUAGUUACCAUAUUGCAUCUUUAACUUUAUCAAAAUCUGCUACUAAUAAUAUUUAUUUUUCAUUCGCCUUAGUGAUUAUGUAUUGUAUUGUGAAUUUUAAUAACUCGUCACUGUUGUGAUAGGUGUUUUUUGUAUAAAAAAUGUUAUAUUAAUAUAGCAGGAAAUUACAAUAAAGAAUAUUUUAAAUAUAUAAAACGAAAAUGUUCUGUUCAUUCAUCAAAACUGAAAAAAGUUAAAGCUGACAUCAAAUUAAGUUGAAAUUCUUAAUUCUAAAAAUUUCAAAUGUUAUAAUUAUUAGUUUCACGUGAUGAAAUGUCAGAGCAUUCUCAGGCUGGGUAUCUGUCAUUUGUAGCAUAAAUCAGUCCAACUCUCUACUGUAAAAUGCUUGAAUUUUGUGUUUUGUUUAUAGAGUUUAUUUUCACUGAUUUUUGAUGAGUUGAAUGUAACAUUUGGAAAUAAAGAUGUAUUUGCUGGA